This is a messenger RNA of Ceraceosorus guamensis, 2270 nucleotides long. Its product is annotated as L-Aspartase-like protein. The transcript has 5 exons. The record is from RefSeq and is a predicted model, not a curated record. Bases 136 to 2262 code for a protein of 708 amino acids. Lineage: Eukaryota; Fungi; Basidiomycota; Exobasidiomycetes; Ceraceosorales; Ceraceosoraceae. Gene Ontology annotation, molecular function: ammonia-lyase activity.
CACGCGUACACACAAACACCCUUGACCACGAUGGCAUGUGGACUACUUGAACGUCUCUCACGACUACCACCAUCCAGCAGAUGACACAGCGCAUGAGAACAAGCGGUACAAGAUCUUUGACAGGGUAUGGGAAACAUGUCAUCGACGGGACGUCGAGUGGUGGUGUUGGACGGGCAGCACCUCGACAUUGCUGCUUUGACCGCUAUUGCGCGCGGCGAAGCGGACGUAGCCGUUGAGCCCGCUGCGCUGGAUCGCUUGCUGGACAGCGAAAAGCGGUUGGUCACCGGACACCGCAAAGAGGGAGCCUUUGACAAGCCAAUGUACGGCAUCAACGUCCCAUUCGGCGCAGCAGCAUACAGCACGGUGCAAGGUGAACGCAUGCAGACUCUAGAGAAUCAGCUCGCGGGCCUCUUGUACGGAGACCUGGGCAGGGCAGGCCUUCUCGCGGAUGAUGCGAUGGACGGCGCGGACGGCAGCAGCAGCGCUAGUCGCCUCGAUCUGAGCAUGCCCAAAGAGUGGGUGCGCGGAGCGAUCGCUCUGCGUGCUCACGGGUUUCUGCGUGGUCACUCUGGCGUGAGAUCCAAAGUGCUGCGAGGCCUGCUUGCACUUCUCGAGCACGACAUUGUACCCCUUGUCCCCAUCCGAGGCUCCAUCUCCGCCAGCGGUGACCUCUCACCGCUGGCAUACAUUGCGUGGGCAGCCACCGGGCGCAUUGACCUGCGCGUACGAGCCAAGGACGGCUCGAUCAAGACGGCAAGACAGGCUUUGGAAGAGUGUCGCAUCCCUCCAAUCAACUUUACACCGCGCGAACUGCUCGCUACAGGGAACGGCACGGCAGUGUCUGCUUCUGUAGCUGCGCUCGCCAUGCAGCAGAUGCGCCGACUGUUCUACGCAUCUCAGGUGGUGACGGCGCUCGUGAGCGAAGCGAUGCUGGCGUCCAGCAGCCAUCUCGAUCCCUUUAUCCACGACGUGGCCAGACCGCAUCCUGGACAGGUGCAAGUUGCGAGGAAUCUCCGGGCGCUGAGCAAGGACAGCACGCUGCUUCGCGCCCACGACGAGGCCCCCGUGGCAAAGAUUAGAGCGCUGAGCGGAGGGGGAGGAGGAGCGAGCGUGCUGUGUGCCGAGGUGAUGGGGGAGCAAGGUCAAUAUCUGCUUCAAGAUCGAUACCACAUUCGCACAUCUCCACAAGUGCUAGGCCCAGCGUGGGAGGAUCUGGAAGCUGCGCAUCAAAGUCUGCUCGUCGAACUCAACAGCACGACGGACAAUCCGCUGGUGCGAGAGAGCGACGGCGCAGUGCUGCACGGAGGCAAUUUUCAGGGCUUUGCCGUGACUUUUGCGUGCGAAAAGAUGAGGGACGUGGCAGCGAUGACGGGUCGCUUGCUGCACGACCAAUUGUUCGAAGUCAUCAACUCGACCACAAACAACGCGUUGCCCGCCUGUCUGGCGCUCCACGACUCGGAGACGGAUGGAGGUCUAAGAGGCGUGGACAUUGCGUGCGCAUCUUACGUCUCUGAGCUCUGCUUUUUGGCGCAGCGCGCGAAUCACUUUAGCAGGAAUGCCGAGAGCGGCAAUCAGAGCAUCAACUCCAUGGCCUUGCUCGGCGCCCGACUCGCGCUCGACAGCGCCGAGGUGUUGACUUCGCUGGUCGCAUCGGCGCUCUUUGUGGCCGCGCACGCCUUGGAUCUUAGACUCAUCACCACCUCCUUCUUCGCCAUGGUCAGCGACAAGCUUGAAGCGGUGCUGAUGCCUUUGACCGACGACAUUUCCGCCAUCGCGCAGGACUCGAUCGUAUGGGCCGCCUUGUCGACGUGGAUGCGCACAUGGCACUUGACCACGACUUGCAGGGCAGCCGCUGCGGGCAGGGCGUUUGCGGCUGCAGCGGCGACCGCGACAUCGACGCAGUCGAAAGAGGGAGCAGCAUCAGCGAACUGCACGCACGGCUUUUCCCAGAUGCAGCAUCGUGUAGCCUCGCUGCUGGAAGAGGCGUGGAGCGACCACCGAGCAGAGGCGAUCGCUAGCGCCAAAGAGGGCAAAGAGACUGUUGCGCGCACAGGGUUGCAGCUUGGACGCGGGUCCGAUCAGGUUCGACGCUUCAUCAGAAGGGAGCUCGGCGUGAGCAUGUACUGCGGCGUGCAAGAGGCCUUUAUACCGACGGAUCAAGAGCCGCGUACGGUGGGCGAUGCGGUCACCGAGUUGGCCAAUGCGCUCAGAGAGGCCAAGUUUGAUGCGCUGUGGAUCCACUUGCAGGCAUCUUCGACGUGAGAUGUUGG